AUUUUGAGGUUAUAUUCUCGUGUUUUCUUCUUCUCUCUUCUGUUUGUUUUGUUUAGAGUGUUUACACACAGAGAUUUCUGAAAAGCGAAAAUAGUGUCAUAUCUGCGCCCCUUUGACAGUGUUUGCGUACUGACACAGCGCCCAGAGAGCAUCUUUUUGGCAGGGAAAUAUGGUUGGAGGUGUGAAGCAUCAUCAGCAGGAGUUGAUUGGGGACAGCGCCGAGGGCACUCCCGGCGACCUGGCGGCGGCACAGGACUCGGGGCCGAGUGGGGUGUUCGCGGGGGCGCCCAAGGAGGAGCCCAUGGACCUCAAGGCGGGCCCAUACAUCGCGCGCCUCAGCAACAAAGACAAUGUGCUGUACAUCAAGGAGGCCGUGACGGUGAUCGGGCGCCAGUCCUCCAAGUCCACAGUCAACUACCAGAUCGGGCGCAACAUCUUCGUGUCGCGGAAGCACAUGCAGAUCACAUACGACGCCGCCACCGGGAACUUCUAUCUCACGUGCUUCAGCAAGAACGGUGUCUUUGUGGAUGAGACAUUCCAGAGGACCUACUUCGAACCGCUCAAGCUACCAAAAACCUGCAUGCUGAGAUUCCCGAGCACAAACAUCCAGAUGCGCUUCGACAGCUUCGUGGACGGGCCACGUCCGCUGGGUUCGGGCGCCGGCGAUGUGGCGAUGGAGGGCGGCGGCGUGGUGAAGAUGGAGGGCGGCGUGUAUGAGCCGCUCAAUAUCACCAUCCCGGAGGCCGGCGACAAGAAGAUGGCCCUGGCGUCGCCGCCGGGCACGAUAAGCGCCACAAACAGCUGCCCCACGAGCCCCGGCGGCAAGACGUUCACCGACUACCCCACGUACAGCAUCAACAACAAUUUCCAGAAUGACCUCUUCGCCGCGCCAUCCACUUCCACGUACGGCGACAAGAAGCCGCCGUACAGCUACGCGCAGCUCAUCGUGCAGAGCAUCUCGUCGUCGCCCGAGAAGCAGCUCACGCUCGCCGACAUCUAUUCCUUCAUCUCGAAAACCUAUCCCUACUAUCGCACCAUCGAUAGCAAAGGAUGGCAGAAUUCCAUUCGUCACAACCUGAGCCUCAACAGAUGCUUCAUAAAGGUACCGCGGUCCCAGGAUGAGCCGGGCAAGGGCUGCUUCUGGCGCAUCGAUCCCAACAGCGAGAUGAAGUUGAUCAACAAGAGCUACCGGAAGAGGCGAGAGCGCGGCCAGCAGAACUAUCGGAUCCCAUUCGGGAUGCCCCGCUCCGCGCCCGCGUCGCCCACCCACAUGGAGAGCGAGCGCCACCGCCGACAGUCGCCGUCGCCGGACGGCUUCGAGCUGAUGAGCGCCCCCGGCUCGCCGGGUGCCAACAACAUCGUCCAGGAGUACGUGAUCCCAGACGGCAACGGCUACAACUCCGGGCCCGGACACUAAAGCCGCGCUCCGCCCUCUUGGCGCGCGCCGCUUCCCCUGGACGACGACGAUACUUGGCUUUUGAGCGAUUGGCGCCCCCUCCGGAACCCUGAAUCUUUGAUCUUCUUCUCACAAAGUGACAAAGCUACACACUUGGACUAGGCUAGGCUCCUCUCUAGGGCGAUUCUGGGCGGGGGCGCGCGCGAUUUUUUUUUUCUGUUGGAGGGGGGGAAAGCGGGGCGCGGGGAGUGCGCGCGCGCGAGAGAUUGAACAAAAGAGGAUGAUGAUGCAUAUGAGUUUAUGCAGAAGGAGAGAGUAAACUUUAGAGAUUUUGCAACAGACACCAACGUUUUUUUGAUGAGAGAGAGAGAGAAAAAGAGAGGAAAAGUGGAGGAAACAAAACAACCUGAGAAGAGAGCAAAAUGUCGAAAAUCACAUAAUUAUUGCCUAUUUAUUUUGGAGACAAAAAAAACUCGUGAAAAGCUACCGAAUUGACCUCAUUUUCCUCUAAAAACUUCUGAACUUAUUAUUAUGGAUCUAGAAACAUGAAUAUUAAGUGAAAAAAAAUGAUGGAAAACAAAUUGUAAUUGAAGGAUGCGCGCCUUGAGCAGGAAAUGGCGCUAUGAUUCCAAAGAUUUGCAAUUGAGAAUCUCAUGUGAAGAUUAUGAAGAGAUUCUAACACUGAAUUCCAUGUCAGAAUUCUCAUCUGGAAUGUUUUCUGGACAUGAUCUUUGCUGACCGUUUUCCCAAGGGGCGCUCCUUCACGAAAACAUCCUCGCGAUCAGCAGACUUUCCCUGUAACAUGAGCGUAAUUGUCGGUGGUGAAAUAUUUGAUGAAAACAAUGAAA
Messenger RNA from Phlebotomus argentipes, 2244 nucleotides. RefSeq names its product forkhead box protein K2 (gene FoxK). Gene Ontology annotation, molecular function: DNA-binding transcription factor activity, RNA polymerase II-specific; RNA polymerase II cis-regulatory region sequence-specific DNA binding; protein binding. The transcript has 4 exons. The coding region runs from base 170 to 1417 and encodes 415 amino acids. The record is from RefSeq and is a predicted model, not a curated record. Gene Ontology annotation, biological process: regulation of transcription by RNA polymerase II. NCBI's taxonomy places the organism in Eukaryota, Metazoa, Arthropoda, Insecta, Diptera, Psychodidae.